AUGAUUGUAACCUUCUCACCCAAACAGAGACAGUUGGCUGAGGCAGUCACCACUACCACCCAGCAGGAGCCAGUGGAGACAGAGGAGGUAUACAAAUACCUGGGAACAGCCUUCGACAACCUGCUAAGAUUUUCCUCUAACACAGAGGAAAUCCUUAAAAAGUGCCAUCAGAGACACUGGUUCCACUCCAGCACCCUGCAAAACAGGAACCACCUGUUGAGUGUGGUUAAGGUCAUUGAGCUUCCCGUCAGAACUCUUACUGCCCUAUGUGACCAACAGACUGUGACCGGCUACAUCUUCUUCACCAACAUGUACGUCAGCAUCUUCCUGCUCUGCUGCAUCUCCUGCGACCGCUACGUGGCGAUCGCCUACAGCGUGGAGUCCCGCGGCGUUCGCCGCCAACGCCUCGCCGUGCUCAUCGCGCUCGCCAUCGUGCUGCUGGUCGCGGUCGGCCACGUGCCGGUGUUCACCAUGCCGGAGGGCAACGCCCAGAUCUCCGGGAAACGCUGCUUCGAGCCGAGCCAGAGCAGCACCACCGUGACGGGCUUCUACUACGCUCGCGUCACGAUCGGCUUCCUGCUGCCGCUGAUCGUGCUCGUGGCGAGCAACCGCGGCAUCCUGGCGAGCGUGCAGCACAGCACGGGUCUACGGCGCGAGCAGAAGCAGCGCGUCCGCUGGCUGGCGACCGCCGUGGUGGUUCUGUUCCUGGUCUGCUUCGCGCCGUACCACGCCGUGCUGCUGGCCCGCGCCGUCAUGUUCCACUUCCCGGCGCUGCGGGCCGGCUGCCUGCUGGAGAGGGUCAUGUACACGCCCUACACCGUCUCGCUGGGCCUGUCCACCGUCAACAGCGCCGUCAACCCCAUCCUCUACGUGCUGUCCAGCGACAACAUCCGCAAAGAGCUGCGCCAUGGCGUGGCGCAGCUCUGCACCCGGGCCGGCAGCUCGCAGCGCUCCGACAGCAGCCAGAACAAGAACCAGCCCACCAGGGUCUCGUCUGAGGUCAACGGGGCCACAGACAGCCAGAAACCCCCCGGAGGGGAGUCCACAGCGGUCUGACCACACCCCCAGGGGUCUGGUCACGCCCCCAGGGGUCUGACCACACCCCCAUGGGUCUGGUCACGCCCCCAGGGGUCUGACCACACCCCCAUGGGUCUGGUCACGCCCCCAGGUACCUGACCACACCCCCAGAGAUAUGGACACACCUACAGGUACCUGACCACGCCCCCAGAGAUAUGGACACACCUACAGGUACCUGACCACACCCCCAGAGAUAUGGACACACCUACAGGUACCUGACCACACACCUACAGGUACCUGACCACGCCCCCAGAGAUAUGGACACACCUACAGGUACCUGACCACACCCCCAGAGAUAUGGACACACCUACAGGUACCUGACCACGCCCCCAGAGAUAUGGACACACCUACAGGUACCUGACCACACCCCCAGAGAUAUGGACACACCUACAGGUACCUGACCACGCCCCCAGAGAUAUGGACACACCUACAGGUACCUGACCACACCCCCAGAGAUAUGGACACACCUAUAGGUACCUGACCACACCACCAGAGAUAUGGACACACCUACAGGUACCUGACCACACCCCCAGAGAUAUGGACACACCUACAGAUACCUGACCACACCACCAGAGAUAUGGACACACCUACAGGUACCUGACCACACCCCCAGAGAUAUGGACACACCUACAGGUACCUGACCACACCACCAGAGAUAUGGACACACCUACAGGUACCUGACCACACACCUACAGGUACCUGACCACGCCCCCAGAGAUAUGGACACACCUACAGGUACCUGACCACACCCCCAGAGAUAUGGACACACCUACAGGUACCUGACCACGCCCCCAGAGAUAUGGACACACCUACAGGUACCUGACCACACCCCCAGAGAUAUGGACACACCUACAGAUACCUGACCACACCCCCAGAGAUAUGGACACACCUACAGGUACCUGACCACACCCCCAGAGAUAUGGACACACCUACAGAUACCUGACCACACCCCCAGAGAUAUGGACACACCUACAGGUACCUGACCACACCACCAGAGAUAUGGACACACCUACAGGUACCUGACCACACCACCAGAGAUAUGGACACACCUACAGGUACCUGACCACACCACCAGAGAUAUGGACACACCCCCAUGUACCUGACCACGCUUCCAGAGACAUGGACACGCCUCCAGGAAGUGCGCUGGGCUUUAAAGCGUCCAAUCAGACGGUUGGUUGUGGCUAGAAUGGAUACAGAUGCUUCUUCAGGGUGGAGGGGGAGUGAUUUGGACGCUGAAAGGAGGCUGGUUGCUGGCCAGCAGAGGCUGCACUGCACUGUUAUCUUUCUUUCACCUUUCUCUUUCUUUAAUGUGAAAUGCUGUUUGAAUAUCAGAGAUGGAAACACAUUCCUGCCCUGGCUCUGUUGUGACCGAUCACGCAAAAUAGCUAAUUUUUUCGUUUUCAUAUUGGGGGCUUCUGGGAAAUGGGUCAGUGUAACUCAUCAGUUCAAUUCUCUAAGCACAAACGGACAGUUGGAAAAAUAGAAAAAUGGGUUCA
This is a messenger RNA of Perca fluviatilis (European perch), 2573 nucleotides long. RefSeq names its product probable G-protein coupled receptor 132. Lineage: Eukaryota; Metazoa; Chordata; Actinopteri; Perciformes; Percidae. The transcript is spliced from 4 exons. The coding region runs from base 1 to 1056 and encodes 351 amino acids. Gene Ontology annotation, cellular component: membrane. Gene Ontology annotation, molecular function: G protein-coupled receptor activity. The record is from RefSeq and is a predicted model, not a curated record. Gene Ontology annotation, biological process: G1/S transition of mitotic cell cycle; G protein-coupled receptor signaling pathway; negative regulation of G2/M transition of mitotic cell cycle.